Messenger RNA from Aspergillus ochraceoroseus IBT 24754, 1487 nucleotides. It is a transcript of the gene ksrA, whose product is annotated as 3-dehydrosphinganine reductase. The transcript is spliced from 3 exons. Gene Ontology annotation, molecular function: 3-dehydrosphinganine reductase activity. NCBI's taxonomy places the organism in Eukaryota, Fungi, Ascomycota, Eurotiomycetes, Eurotiales, Aspergillaceae. The record is from RefSeq and is a predicted model, not a curated record. Gene Ontology annotation, cellular component: endoplasmic reticulum membrane. Gene Ontology annotation, biological process: sphingolipid biosynthetic process. Bases 117 to 1277 code for a protein of 386 amino acids.
GUAAAAGGAGAAGGUGCAACUUCAAUCGAUCGCAGGAGGCAGUCGGCUCUUAUCCUUGGAUUUUAUUCAACAAAUCUCCUUUCCCUCUGGUUUCCCUUUCUUUCUCUUUUUCCCUCAUGCCUCCAUCAUUAUCCUUUAUCUCAUACGACUUUACACCCACCACAUUGGGAAUUUCACUCAUUCUUGGUGGCCUAUUCUUCUAUACAGUCGGCAAAAUGUUUGGCUUUGGCUCGGAGGAUCAGUUCGUGGUUGAGGGCAGGACCGUUGUGAUUACUGGUGGCUCGGAGGGUAUGGGUAAGGCAGUUGCCUGCCAGCUCUCGGAAAUGGGAGCGAAUGUUGUUAUCGUUGCUCGCACUGUCAAGAAACUCCAGGAGAGCAUAGAGGCUAUUAGAGGUUCUGCCGCAAACGCCAACAAGCAGAGGUUCCAUUACAUCAGUGCCGACCUCACCAAUGCUGAAGAAUGCGAGCGGAUCAUUACCGAAGUCACUGAGUGGAAUGAUGGCAUGCCCCCUGAUGUUGUGUGGUGCUGCGCUGGCUACUGCACUCCCGGGUUCUUUGUCGACACUUCAGUUCAAACCCUCCGAGGCCAAAUGGAUACCAUUUACUGGACUGCUGCCAACACAGCACAUGCGAUACUUAAAACUUGGCUUACUCCUAUUAAUCCUAGCCAGCAAAGGCCUUUGCCUCGCCGACAUCUUAUUUUCACUUGUUCUACCCUUGCUUUCGUCCCUAUUGCCGGCUAUGGCCCCUACUCCCCCGCCAAGGCUGCAAUCCGUUCCCUCUCAGAUACAUUGAGCCAGGAAAUCGAGGUCUACAAUGGCUCUCGCUUUUCAAAGGAAAGAGCCCGAGCCAUUCCUGCCGAGGUUAAGAUCCACACAAUCUUCCCCAUGGGAAUACUCAGCCCAGGAUUCGACAAUGAGCAGAUGAUGAAGCCAGGCCUCACCAAGCAACUCGAAGCUGCGGACAAACCACAGACACCAAAAGAAGUUGCAAAGAUCUCGAUCGAAGCACUUCAAAGAGGUGAAUAUCUCAUUACUACCAUGCUCGUCGGCCACAUGAUGAAAGGGACUGCUCUGGGACCUAGCCCAAGGAACUCCUGGAUCCGCGAUACUUUGACCAGCUGGAUAAGCAAUUUGGUUUUCCUGCAAGUUGUUCCCGACCUUAGAAAGCAGGCAUGGAACUGGGGUGUGAAGAAUGGAGUCCCUUCAGCGAGUACGACGACUUCGACGGGUACGACGACUUCGACGGGUACGACGACUUCAACGACUUCGGAAUAAGGCAUUGUUUCGCUGAAGAUCCUUUCUUAUUAUCCACUGUAUGGCUUAGAUACCCCUGAGUUCCUUCCUCUGUUUAUUAUUACCAGUAACUUCUUUUUAUUCCUAAAGACCCUCACCUACAGCUAAUGACAAGCGAUUAUUCGCCUUUUAUGUUUCAAGGAUCUUGUAUGUGACGAGUGUAUUAGGUACCCAUGAUGAACUACCCUGUCG